Aphanomyces invadans is the source of this 558-nucleotide messenger RNA. RefSeq lists its product as hypothetical. The coding region runs from base 1 to 558 and encodes 185 amino acids. The record is from RefSeq and is a predicted model, not a curated record. The transcript has 2 exons. Lineage: Eukaryota; Oomycota; Saprolegniomycetes; Saprolegniales; Verrucalvaceae.
AUGGCCGAGACGUACAACAUAGAUUCAACUACCAAGUACAACAUCGAUUCAGCUACCAAGCUAAAGGCCGACGGGGCCAACUACCGUGAGUGGUGCGUGAAGACAGGCGCCAAGAUCAACCAACAACGUCUCAGGAAGUGCUUGAAGCCGUAUACUGCCAGCAAUUGUAUGUACCUCGAGGGCUUCACAGAGGAAGACGAUCUAGUCGCGCUGUCAAACAUCCAACUCACGAUCCACUCGGACCACCUGAAAUUCCUCCAAGCGGCAACCUCGACGUACGGCACGUGGGAAGCCCUUCGCGACAUCUACGAGAGUGCGUCAGAAGUGAACUUGGUGACCCUCCAGCUCCAAAUGAGCAAGUUGGAAUGGAGCGAAGGUCUGAGACUGGAAUCGUUCACCGACCGGUUUCAAGAAUUCCGCGCACAUCAACCGCUAUCUUUGUUUGCUACCACCACGUUUUGCCAACAGUGUGAUGUACAUCACCGGGAGCGCCGCAACGGCACGGAUGCAAGCAUGCAGUCAGUUUUCAAGUUCGACGAAGCCACGACCAUACAAUAG